This is a messenger RNA of Aspergillus niger, 483 nucleotides long. RefSeq lists its product as hypothetical. The record is from RefSeq and is a predicted model, not a curated record. The transcript is spliced from 3 exons. Bases 1 to 483 code for a protein of 160 amino acids. NCBI's taxonomy places the organism in Eukaryota, Fungi, Ascomycota, Eurotiomycetes, Eurotiales, Aspergillaceae.
AUGCAGAAGAAUACGCUAACGGGCGUUGUGCCUCCGGCUGAGAUGAAAGAGCACGAUUUUACCGAGCCCUUGAGAAGGCGCAACAUGAAUCUCAGAGGCUCGAGCAGGCAUUGUGGUCACAGAACCAUGCAGGGUCGAUGUGGGUUCUGCCGCAGACACUUCAAGAACUCUGCAACCUACGACAGCUAUGUCGACUUCAAUCCAAUGCCCUGGCCCGAGCUAGACAAUUGGUCGAGAAUGAGCGGAAUAUGGUCCUUGCUCUAUGUUUUCAUCGCUUAUGUCGGGAUUGUGAUGGAGCUGGAAUACCAGGCGCUUCCGACAAUAUGUUUCAAACCUGCAAGAUCUGCUUUCUCUAUGGUGGCCAACAGCCCCGGAGGACUUGAUGUAUUAGCUACUGCUGUUGAGGCCGCUGCGUUGACCGGAAGUGACAUUGCCCUAUGGAAAGCGAUGCUUACGAGCGUGGAAGCAAACAAGAAGCGGUGA